GUCUGCACAUUCUACACUGACACAGGGCUGCCACUACACUAACACAGUCCUGCCACUACGCACCCGCUCUCAUCAAUUACAUUCGAAUAGACAAUCGGGAAGCUUGGCUUGAUCAUUGACUGAGAACGCUACAACCCCCAGCACUCACCAUGGCGGGCAUUCAGCUCCGUGACGAGGCGGUGCGAGACCGCGUUCGCGCAGCGCAAGACUUCCUCGACCCAAAUGACCCACGAGCGCGCAGCUACCGGGCGGACAUCCUGCUCAUGCUCAACCGUGGAUUGCGACGACUCACCGUGAGCAUCGACGAGAUCCGCUCACACAGUCGCGAACUCGCAGACGGCCUGCUCAAUGCGCCUUUCGACUUCUCGCAAGCCUUCGACCGCGCGCUCAAGGACAUUGUCAAGACGCUCGGCAACCGACCGUCGCAUGAAACGGCAGAUGAGACGAUGUACUACUGCGCCUACAUUGGCAGCUUUGGCGAGUAUGCGUGCAAUCCGCGGACUUUGUCCUCGCACUAUCUCAACCACAUGGUGUCGCUGGAAGGCAUCGUCACAAAGUGCUCGCUUGUCCGGCCGAAAGUGGUGAAGAGCGUGCAUUAUAAUGAGAACAAGAAUACCUUCCACUUUCGGGAGUACCGGGAUCAGACGAUGACGAUGAACGGCGCAGCGAGCACGAGCGUGUACCCUACGCAGGACGAAGAGGGCAACCCGCUCGUCACGGAGUAUGGCUACUGCUCGUACCGCGAUCAUCAGACCAUCUCCAUCCAGGAGAUGCCAGAGAGAGCGCCUGCUGGCCAGCUGCCGCGUGGCGUGGACGUAGUCAUGGAUGACGACAUGGUCGACAGAGUCAAGCCUGGCGACAGAAUACAACUGGUCGGCAUUUACCGGUCGCUGGGUAAUCGCAAUGCCGGGACCGGUAGCUCGACGUUCAAAACGCUGAUCCUGGCGAACAAUGUCAUCCUGCUUUCUUCGAAGUCUGGGGGUGGUAUCGCGCAAGCUGUUAUUACUGAUACGGACAUUCGAAACAUCAAUAAGAUCUCGAAGCAACGGAGAGUAUUCGAUCUGCUCUCGCAGUCGCUUGCGCCGAGUAUUUACGGGCACGACUACAUUAAGAAGGCGAUCCUUCUCAUGCUGCUGGGCGGUAUGGAGAAGAACCUCGACAACGGCACCCAUUUGCGCGGCGACAUCAACAUUCUCAUGGUUGGUGACCCGUCAACGGCUAAGUCGCAGUUGCUUCGAUUCGUCUUGAACACUGCUCCAUUAGCUAUCGCCACAACAGGUCGAGGGUCUUCGGGCGUCGGUCUUACAGCAGCCGUAACGACCGACAAAGAGACCGGUGAGCGAAGACUAGAGGCCGGCGCUAUGGUGCUUGGUGACAGAGGCGUCGUCUGUAUAGACGAGUUCGACAAGAUGUCCGACGUCGAUCGGGUGGCCAUCCACGAAGUCAUGGAGCAACAGACCGUCACUAUUGCGAAAGCGGGCAUUCACACCUCGCUCAACGCUCGAUGUUCUGUCAUUGCCGCCGCAAAUCCUAUCUACGGCCAGUACGACAUCCACAAGGAUCCUCACCGAAACAUCGCUCUCCCCGACUCUCUCCUCUCACGAUUCGAUCUGCUUUUUGUAGUCACAGACGACAUUGAAGACGUCCGCGACCGGCAAGUCUCCGAGCACGUCCUGCGCAUGCACCGCUACCGCCAGCCAGGCACCGAAGAAGGCGCGCCCGUUCGCGAGCAACCCAAUCAAACACUCGGUGUUGGCCUCGAAGACGCAGCAGACGCCAAUAAGCCCAGCGAAGUCUACGAGAAGUUCAACGUCAUGCUGCAUGCCGGUGUCACUAUAACAGUAGGCCGCGGCUCACAACGGAGAGUCGAGGUGCUCAGCAUACCGUUCAUUAAGAAGUACAUUCAAUACGCCAAGUCGCGCAUCAAGCCUAUCCUUACCAAAGGCGCUGCAGACCACAUCGUGGCGACUUACAGCGCGCUAAGAAACGAUGAGAUGGAGGGUAAUCAACGGAAGACCAGUCCAAUGACGGCUCGUACGCUUGAGACGCUUAUUCGGUUGGCGUCCGCCCAUGCGAAGGCGAGGCUUUCGACUCGCGUUGAGGAGAAGGAUGCGGAGGUUGCAGAAGGGAUUCUUCGAUUUGCUUUGUUCAAGGAGGUUGUUGAGGAUGAGCGCAGACGGCGGAAGAAGGCCAGAAGGUCACCUGAUGCCGAGGCGAUGGAUACUGACGAUGAAGACGACAACUCGGACGAUGAUGGCGAGGGAGGCGAUGGCGCAUACCGACCUGGCGCGGCGCGGCGAGGCACUCCGCGGACUCCAGGACGGGGUACAAGGGGGACUGCUAACGGAAUGAACGGCGUCAAUGGGCAUGCAGAGACUAACGGCCACACUGCCCCAGGCGCAGACGGAGACGAACAGGAAGAGGACCUUUACAACUCCACCCCUGCUAAAACACAGCGUACGAGUCAGCCCAACGGCAGCGGCCUCGACAACUCGCAGGAUGCCAGCCAAGUCAGCAUGGCCUCCUCACGGCCCGCUUCGCAAUUACUGCAGGAUGAAUCGCAGACACAAAGCCAACCAAACGGAGAGGAGGCGGCUACUCGGCGAAUCGGUCCGGCCAGAGUGCAAGCCUUCCAAACAGCGCUAGGUCAACUGAUAGAUGGUCCGUUAUUUGCGAACGAUGCUGCGGACGUUGAACCGCUUAUUGCUGCUGUCAAUGCGAGACUAAUGGGUGGCGAGGCGAGGUUUACGGAGACGGAGGCGAUGGAGGCGCUGGAGGAGUUGAAUGAGCGGAACAAGAUCAUGUUGAGCGGUGGGAUUGUUUACAAGAUAUAGAUGUGCGUCGGAUUCAGCAGGUUGGGAUGAGCGUUGCGUUAAUGAAUGAGAACAUGGCUAUCUUCCCGCUGCCUCGUGCCGUGGAUCGUCCCAUUGACGCU
Baudoinia panamericana UAMH 10762 is the source of this 2935-nucleotide messenger RNA. RefSeq lists its product as uncharacterized. The record is from RefSeq and is a predicted model, not a curated record. Gene Ontology annotation, cellular component: MCM complex; nucleus. Bases 150 to 2834 code for a protein of 894 amino acids. Gene Ontology annotation, molecular function: single-stranded DNA binding; single-stranded DNA helicase activity; ATP hydrolysis activity. The transcript has 2 exons. Gene Ontology annotation, biological process: double-strand break repair via break-induced replication; mitotic DNA replication initiation; DNA strand elongation involved in DNA replication. Lineage: Eukaryota; Fungi; Ascomycota; Dothideomycetes; Mycosphaerellales; Teratosphaeriaceae.